AUGGCUUCGAAUUCAAACGCUACCACUACGAUCAUCCUCGCCGCACCCACUGUGCCGGCGACGCCAAAUCCUCUCUCAGCCGCGCAUCACUUCGUAUCCAUGAAGCUUACCACGCGCAAUUACCUAUUCUGGAGGACACAACUCCUUCCCUUUCUCCGUGGCCAAGGUCUACUGGGUUACAUUGAUGGUAGUUUCCCGUGCCCUCCGGAGACCAUCUCCGUCACGUUAGCUUCUGAUGGUGCUGCGGCAACAACCUCCACAAUGACGCCUAAUCCCGCGCACACCGCCUGGGUCCAGCAGGACCGAUCUAUUUUGUCCUUGGUAAUCUCGUCCUUCUCGGAUGAGGUUAUGCACCAUGCUCUCGGCAGGCACACCGCCAAGGAAGUCUGGGAUUCCGUCACCACGACACUGGCGUCAACCACUCGUGCACGUUCCCUCAGUCUUCUCGGCCAGUUCCAGAAUCUGCGUCAGGGAAGCAGCUCUCCGGCAGAUUAUUUGGGCAAGGCGCAGACCAUUGUUGAAGCCCUAGCUCUCGCAGGUCGCCCCCUCUCGCCGGACGAACAAUUGCUAUAUGUGUUGCGCGGUCUCCGGCCUGAGUUCCGGGCAAUGGCGAGUUUGAUCACCGUCUCCGGCAACCCCAUCACGCUGUCGCAACUUGCUGAUCAUCUGCAAGCCCAGGAAUUUAUACACGCAGAGGACUUUACAGUGGACUCCGGCACUGGUGGCUCCCCGUCAGCCUUCUUCGCUGGUCGCGGCAGUGGCACUGGUGAGCAGGCGCGGCAGAAUGGUGGUAGACGGCAGAUUGGUGGAGGGCGUGGACGGCAAGGCCGUGGAAGGGGCAACAACGGCCGUGGCCGCGGUGGCACACCCCGCUGCCAGAUAUGUAGAUCACACGGCCAUACGGCCGUGUACUGGUUCAAAAGAUAUGCUGAUCGUCCGCAAUCUCACGGUGGACAGGCUCACGUUGCUACGUCUAAUGAACCUCAGACUCCGGAUGCAUGGUACCCGGACACGGCCGCAUCUUCUCAUGCGACCCCGGAUGAUCAGAUGAUGCAGCAUUCCGAAGCAUACAGUGGUGGUGACGUGCUCAAAGUGGGCAAUGGCGCAGGUUUGGAUGUUUCUCGUGUGGGUCAUGCGGUUAUCCCAUCCCGGUAA
Messenger RNA from Ipomoea nil (Japanese morning glory), 1155 nucleotides. RefSeq lists its product as uncharacterized. Lineage: Eukaryota; Viridiplantae; Streptophyta; Magnoliopsida; Solanales; Convolvulaceae. The coding region runs from base 1 to 1155 and encodes 384 amino acids. The transcript has a single exon. The record is from RefSeq and is a predicted model, not a curated record.